This is a messenger RNA of Leopardus geoffroyi (Geoffroy's cat), 4381 nucleotides long. It is a transcript of the gene MYADM, whose product is annotated as myeloid associated differentiation marker. The record is from RefSeq and is a predicted model, not a curated record. NCBI's taxonomy places the organism in Eukaryota, Metazoa, Chordata, Mammalia, Carnivora, Felidae. The coding region runs from base 1178 to 2146 and encodes 322 amino acids. The transcript is spliced from 5 exons. Gene Ontology annotation, cellular component: plasma membrane; cell-cell junction.
AGAUCACACCCAGUGACUCAUUCUUUAAACCUUGGCUUCCUCUUCCUGCCCGGCUGAACUCUGCCGUUUGGGGGAACUUUCUGUUUCCACCAGAGAGGACAACGUAGUGAAUUGUGCACCCAGCGGCAGCAGCGCCCGGUUAGCUCGGAGUCGCGCACCAACCGCAGCCGCCACCCAGGCCCCGCCCAGAGGCAGCCGCGAGCAAGGCCGCGCCAGGGACGACUGCGGAGCGCGGAAUCUGGGCCUCCAGCCUAGGCGUCAUUUGGAACCUGGGAGUCCCGUGCUCCGACUCCCACCGCCCGAGAUCCAGACGUUUUGCUGUCAACAUCCCUCCCCCCGCCCCCAUCGACUGUGAGCUGGGACCCAGGAGUCCCGUCCACCAAUGGGCGAGUCCCAGCGUAAAUGAGGAUUUGGGGGCCCAGGAGUCGGGGACCUCAGCCCAGCUCUUAAAGCCUAGGGAUCGGCUCUUUCAGGGACCCUGGCCCACAGGCCCCAUCAAACUGACAGGCUCGGUGCCCCCACCCACCGCGACCCAGAUGGCCAAGAUUGCAUCCGGCCUGGAAGAGCCAGACUGCAGCAGGCGACGAGGGGAGGGGGCCGGAAGGGAGAGGGAGAAUUGAGGGAGGUGAUACCGGGGUGGGGACCUGGGCUGGGGGCUCCGUCCAAAACAGACGCCAAACAGACGGGUUGCCAUGGCAACGGCCUUCCCGGGCCUCCCCUGGAGACUGCGCUAGGGCCGAGUCGGGGAGGGCAGCCCCCAGGAGCCCCCACACCGCCAGCUGUUGUAUCUUCCUGUUUUGUCACCACGGCAACAGUGACCUCAGCCCUCCACCCCGCCCCCCCCCCCCCAACCCGGCGGGGCAGGAGAGCCCAGGUCCAUUUUUCCCGGGGAGGGGCGUGGUCUUUUCUCGGCUCCGCCUCAAGGGCGGGCCUGGGAUACCCCUGGCUCAGGGAGUCCCUUUCUCAGCCCUGGCCCCGCGCUCGCGCCGGGUCCCCGGCCCCGCCCCCGCCCCGGCCCCGCCCCCGCCCACCAACCCCACCCAGUUAGCAAACGCUUCCAGUCUGCAGCUGUCGCCUCUGUCUCAGCAGCAGCCGCCACAGCCCGAGAGGUGUCUGACCUAAUCCACCUCCAGAGCCGGAUCUUUCUGCGUCUGGGUCCUCCGCAAAGACUGCUGCCAUGCCGGUGACCGUGACCCGCACGACCGUCACCACCACCAUGUCGUCCUCCUCAGGCCUGGGCUCCCCAACCAUCGUGGGGUCCCCUAGGGCGCUGACCCAGCCCCUGGGCCUCCUCCGCCUGCUGCAGCUGGUGUCCACCUGCGUGGCCUUCUCACUGGUGGCCAGUGUGGGUGCUUGGACGGGGUCCAUGGGUAACUGGUCCAUGUUCACGUGGUGCUUCUGCUUCUCCGUGACCCUCAUCAUCCUCAUAGUCGAGUUGGCCGGGCUCCAGGCCCGCUUCCCCCUGUCCUGGCGAAACUUCCCCAUCACCUACGCCUGCUACGCCGCCCUCUUCUGCCUGUCGGCCUCCAUCAUCUACCCCACCACCUACGUCCAGUUCUUGUCUCACGGCCGCUCCCGGGACCACGCCAUCGCCGCCACCGCCUUCUCCUGCAUCGCCUGCGUGGCUUAUGCCACCGAAGUGGCCUGGACCCGGGCCCGGCCCGGGGAGAUCACCGGAUACAUGGCCACCGUGCCAGGCCUGCUCAAGGUGCUGGAGACCUUCGUGGCCUGUGUCAUCUUUGCCUUCAUCAGCAGCCCGUACCUGUACCAGCACCAGCCGGCGCUGGAGUGGUGCGUGGCCGUGUACUCGAUCUGCUUCAUCCUGGCGGCCGUGGCCAUCCUGCUGAACCUGGGUGACUGCACCAACGUGCUGCCCAUCUCCUUCCCCAGCUUCCUGUCCGGGCUGGCCCUGCUGUCCGUCCUCCUGUAUGCCACCGCCCUGGUUCUCUGGCCACUCUACCAGUUCGACGAGAAGUACGGCGGCCAACCGCGGCGCUCAAGGGAUGUGAACUGCCACGACAGGCACACCUUCUACGUGUGCACCUGGGACCGCCGGCUGGCCGUGGCCAUCCUGACGGCCAUCAACCUGCUGGCUUACGUGGCUGACCUCGUGUACUCGGCCCGCCUGGUUUUUGUUCGGGUGUGAGGCUCCGGCCGGGGGCUCUUGACUCCCCCCUUGUGCCCAGGUUCUCAUUUCCUCUUCCGGGCUCCCUGUCUUCCACAUUUCUCCUGUCCUUCCCAAUUCCCCUCGCUCUUUUCCGUUUCUUUCGCUUCUGGGCUCCUCUCUCCUUCCCUUCCUGUUUUGUUUGGUUGCCCGUAUCCUGUUUGGCCCAUUUGCCCUUCUGUUUUCGUGGUCUUCUUUUCUGACCUGUUCUGCCUCUCCCGGCUCUUUUCUGGUCUUCUCAUUUUCUCAUCUGCCUGUGUCUUAGCCACCCCUUCCCAUUUUCUUUCUUCCAAUUUCCUUGGGAGCUCCAAGACUCCUUUCUUCUCUACCCCCACCUCCAAAGGUGCUGAGCUCCACCUGUCCCACACCUGUCUCUGCAGCUGUUAAUACCCCUGGCCUCCCCGAGGGGCCUCAUUGCCAAAGCAUGCCUGCCCGCCCUGGCUGUGCCUUGUUGGUGUGUACGUGUGUGUUUGGGGGAGAGGGGGGGAGGGUAGCUAGGGAUUGGGCUCCCUUUCUCCCAGGGGAGGGGGGUGUACCGUACAGGUCCCCUUUAAGUUAAAAAAAAAAAAAAAGUCUCUGGAGGCCAAAGAUACUCCAGUGGGUAUGACACUUAACCCACAGACAGAACCUGGGUCCCUGGGUCCUGCUCGGCACCCAGCCUCGCCUGAGACUGGCUCCAGAAUUUUUGCCAGGCUUACUAAGAAUCCACUGCCUAGAGGCCAUCUUAAAGGAAGUCAAGGGUGAACGUUUUCCAGCCCGACUGCUCUCUGCGUUAUCGAAAACCCGUCCGAAGUAUUUGUGAGGGGCAGCGAUGUGGCCCUCCAGCCUUAGUGUUAAAAAUAGCCCGUCCUGCCUUUGCUGGGAGAAAAAAAAUGGCCACUGCCUGCCUUAACGGCAAUGCUAGCCUGGGUUUGUUCGUUUUUUUUCUUUUCCUCUUCCUGGUUACGAGGGUAAAACUUACAUUGAGUGGCCCUAUUCUAAAAGGGGAAGUUGCUUUUCAAUUUCUUUUUCUUGGGGGGGGGGGUGCGGGGUUGCUGUUGCCUUAGAGGGAUUGCAUUACUUGGAGUGUGGUGCACACACACAUACACACACACACAGGUGUGUUUCUGUGUGUUAGUCGCUUCCUGUAGCUGCUUCCUUGCUUCUCUGGGACUCACAUGCAUAACGUCAUAUAUAUAAAUGUAUAAAUAUAUAUUUUAUUUUUUUUUUAAUUUCCUGGAGCUUCUGGUCCCCAUGGGUCCCUUCUGUCGACCACAGAGGGAAGACUUGUCCGUUGCCCUAUUCCCACAUCCGUAAUUUUUUUUUUUUUACAUCAAUAUAAAGAUAAAAGAAAAAAAUUGUGCUUGCUUUAUUACUGGGGAGGGCUCCAGGAGAGAGGGCAAGGACUAGAUUCUUAGGACUGGUGGGAAAAGGGGACAACUUUUAUGUUUAUUCUUUUUGUUUUGUUUUGAGAGAGAGUGGGGGGGCGGGGAGCGGGAGAAAGGCAGAAAGAGAGGAAGGCACAGAGUCCAAAGUGGGCUCCAGGCUCCGAGCUGUCAGCACAGAGCCCGACGCGGGCCUCAAACCCACAAACCGUGAGAUCAUGACCUGAGCUUAACCGACUGAGCCACCCAGGCACCCCAGAAGGGGACAACUUUAUCUUUUGAAUCUCCCAACUUACUCUCUCCAACCAGAACUAGUUAGGAUCGAAACGGACAAGAUUUAUCCUUCCUCGGAGUCCAGGAGCACCUCAGAAAUAGUGUCUCCAUCUGAGUGCAAUGUUUCUUCCAAAAUCAACUCUUCAGGUUUCCAAUCUCAGGAACAGGCUCUCACGGCUGAGAAUCCAGGCACUGGUUCUUCCCCGACUUCUGUCAGUGGCUCACCAGACACUGUCUGUCCUUCCUUCAACUGUCCCCUUCUCCAGGCUCCUGACCUAGCUCAGGUAUUUUGUUUCUCCUGAACUAGCAUCUCAGCCUCCCCCUUGACUAGCCCACCCCUAGCCCACCUUGGCCCCAGAGGGAUGCUUCUAGCAUCCAGGUCUGAUACUGCCCUCCCCUGCUCAAAUCCUUCCACAUCCUACUAUCCACUGCCUACAGGUAAUACCAAAGCUCCAGUCUGGGCUUUCAGGAUCUGACCCUGCCUGCGUUCCCAUCAUCAGCUCCUUCUUUCCCUUAGUUCUAGGCUCCCUGACAACUGGUCCACAGAAGACCUCGAUAAAGAGCAAACGAAUUACUCCUA